This is a messenger RNA of Fraxinus pennsylvanica, 1839 nucleotides long. The record is from the annotation of a GenBank genome assembly. Lineage: Eukaryota; Viridiplantae; Streptophyta; Magnoliopsida; Lamiales; Oleaceae.
AUGAAUGUGAAGGCAUUCCUUUGCUUUGUGUUUCUGUUACUGGUGCCCUUUGGUGGCACUGCUGCAGGAUCGAGCACGGAGAAUCUUGAAGACAAGAAGCAUUGGAGUCGUCUAAAAGAGCGGCCUCCUCUUAGGUUCAUCCAGGGCUCAACAAUGGAGAAUCGUAUCAAUGUUUCUUCUUUUUCCAUUCCCAAUCCUUUCAAGAAAAAACACAAGCCUCUUCCCAUAGAAACCUUUUUCAAGCUUCCAUCUCCCCUCCCCUCGUGGCCUCAAGGUGAAGGAUUUGCUAGUGGAAUCAUUGAUCUAGGAGGAUUACAAGUGUGUCAAGUAUCGACAUUUUCUAAAGUGUGGGCUACACAUGAAGGCGGACCAGAUAAUCUUGGCGCAACAUUUUUUGAACCAUCUUCUGUACCAGAUGGAUUCUCUUUGCUUGGAUUCUAUAGCCAAUCCAACAAUAGACCAUUAUCUGGAUGGGUUCUUGUAGGAAAAGAUGCAAAAAAAGAAGGUGCCUUGAAGGAACCAAUUGACUACACUCUUGUUUGGAGUAGUGAGUCUUUGAAAAUUAAGCAAGAUGGCGUUGGUUAUAUCUGGCUGCCUACACCCCCUGAUGGCUAUAAAGCCGUUGGACACAUUGUCACGAGCUCGCCUGAGAAGCCAGCCCUCGACAAAAUCUUGUGCGUCCGCUCUGAUUUCACGGAUUCCAGUGAAAAUGAUGCUUGGAUUUGGGGACCAGGGAAUAAUAUUAAUCCAAAUAAUAUCAAUGCGUAUAGCACAAUUCCUUCAGUUAGAGGAAUUCAAGCCAUGGGGAUUCCUACAGGAACAUUUAUAGCCCAAACCAAUGGGGCUGCUGGAUCAACUCUAGCCUGUUUGAAGAAUGCGAAAGCCAACAAAACUGCAUUGCCUAAUUCAAAUCAGGUCAAGGCAUUGAUUCAAGCUUACUCGCCUCGUAUCUAUUUUCAUCCUGAUGAAAACUACUUCCCUUCCUCAGUGACAUGGUUUUUCGAAAAUGGGGCACUACUAUACACAAAAGGUCAAGAAUCGAAUCCAAUCGCCAUCAAUGCCACGGGCUCAAACCUUCCUUAUGGGGGUGGAAAUGAUGGUGCCUAUUGGAUAGACCUUCCUAUUGAUGAUACAGAAAAAGAGAGAGUCAAGAAAGGAGAUUUACAAGAUGCCUAUGUUUAUUUACAUGUCAAACCCAUGUAUGGUGCAACAUUUACAGACGUAGCAACAUGGAUAUUUUACCCUUUCAAUGGCCCUGGCAAGGCAAAAGUCGAAUUCUUUAAUGUUCACUUGGGGAAACUCGGAGAACAUGUAGGUGAUUGGGAACAUGUGACCUUAAGAAUCAGCAAUUUCAAUGGGGAGCUUAAGGGUGUCUAUUUUUCUCAACACAAUAAAGGAGUAUGGGUAGAUGCUUCGGAAUUAGAGUUCGAAAAUGGAAACAAACCCGUGGUCUAUUCAUCGUUACAUGGCCACGCCUCGUAUCCAAAACCCGGGCAAGUUCUACUAGGUAAUGGGAAUAUUGGCAUAAGAGAUGAUACUGCCAAGGGGAAAAUUUUACUGGACGCUGGAGAAAAGUUUUCAGUAGUUAAUGCAGAUUAUAUGGGGUCUGUCUAUGAAGAGCCACCGUGGCUGAAUUUUGCUAGAAAAUGGGGUCCAAAACUAAGCUACAAAAUUGAGGAUGAAAUCAAGAAUGUUGAUAAGUUAUUGCCAGGGAAAUUGCAGACUAAAUUUGACAACUUUAUGUGGAGUCUUCCUAAGGAGGUGUUGGGGGAGGAUGGGCCAACUGGACCCAAGGUUAAAGGUAAUUGGCUUGGAGAUGAAAUAAAUUUACAAAAUUGA